This is a messenger RNA of Austrofundulus limnaeus, 362 nucleotides long. Its product is annotated as putative protein TPRXL. The record is from RefSeq and is a predicted model, not a curated record. NCBI's taxonomy places the organism in Eukaryota, Metazoa, Chordata, Actinopteri, Cyprinodontiformes, Rivulidae.
AUAUGGCUGAAGAUGUCUAUGGGUUCUGAACACCCCUGUCUUCUGCUGUCCGCACGAGACUCCAGGACUUCCUGCGUCUUCCAGACCGCAGAUGAGAAGGAUGACAUCCCAGGAGUGGGAGAGGACAGCGUCCUGGAGAUGCUGAGUUACUCCAAGUUCUCGGACCUGGAGACAUGGCUGUGCAUGCCGUCCUCUCUGCUCCUGUCCAGGGCUCUGGACUCCGCCCACACGUCCUCGUCCUCCUCCACCCUGUCCUCCUCGCGAGCCUCCAUUCUCUCCUCCAACUCGCUCCCCGUGUCGUCCUCGUCCUCCCCGUCCUUCAACCACCGCCACUCCACCUGCAGCGAGCCGGGAGAGCUCAG